Messenger RNA from Fundulus heteroclitus (mummichog), 4385 nucleotides. RefSeq names its product coiled-coil domain-containing protein 178. The coding region runs from base 657 to 3143 and encodes 828 amino acids. The transcript is spliced from 21 exons. The record is from RefSeq and is a predicted model, not a curated record. Lineage: Eukaryota; Metazoa; Chordata; Actinopteri; Cyprinodontiformes; Fundulidae.
UGUGAAGCACACGGGGCCAUGGAGCCACAAGUUUUGUAGACCCCUUAAUCUAGACUCUCAAAACAAUUCCUGCCUUAAUAGAUGCCUGUCCAAACGGAUCAAAUCUCUGUAGGAAAUUAAGAUAUUUACUAUUACAGUUUAUCAUUAUGUAUUGCAUUACUAUUUUCUUUGAAGAUCCACACGUGUAUUGGAUUCUACUGACUUUCAUGGUCUCCUUUAUGCUCGCACUUGACCUGAUCACGUUUCAAUACUCACAAAAAAGAAAAAAAAAAAAAAAAAAAAUGGCCCUGGCCUGUCCCACCUGCGAUGCCUAAUAACAACCUGCUCUUGAACGCAACUCGUCCCGUUCUCCAGGCGCAGCCCCUCGUCGUUGCCAAGCAAACCGCCGCAUGAAGAUCGGCAUCAGCUUCACUUGAUUCAUUAGCAUUAUUAUUAUUUGUUGCGGGGUGGGAAAAGCAACACGUCGAGGCGUUUUAACGCACAGCUGCGGGAGAGUGACAGAGCAAGCAGAGCCGACAGCCAAAAGUUUGACCUGGUUAAUUAAACGUCAACUUAACGCUGGGCCGACGGAGCGACGUCCGGAGAUGAGCGAAGGAGGUUUAAGGUCGUCUCGAUAAUCCGUCAUUUUAGAGUAAAUACCUGGAAGAGUUUGCGACAUGCCAGACGUUGAACCCCUCACAUUACCUUCCAGGGAAGGACUAACCAGCCAACAAGAGCAAGCAGACCUCCAAGCUGUCUGCUCUGGUAGACGUCGGACUUGUGCUCUGCUCAACAGUCCCUCGCCAUGUGUCAGCAGUGCUAUCUGCCAUAUCCAAGACAUGAGGCGUCUAAUAGAAAACUGGUUUCAGAAGCCCAGAAAAUAUCAGCCAGAGAUGGAUCCAGAUAAGGCCGCUUACAGCAAAACUUUAAGAUUUCAGUUAAGCGACUCGGAUUCGGACUCCACAGACUUAUAUGUUGAAGGCACUGCAAUAAGCGCAAGAGAAGGUUAUCAAAGAUCACCUCUCCAGAAGAAAAUCAACGAUGUCCUCUCUGAGGUUGUGCAUCUGGUCGAGCGUUUGGAGGCUGAUCGGCAGUAUGCGGAGGAAGCUCUGCAGAAAGAGAAGAGGAGAAGAAAAAUCUUAGAGAGCAGAGUUGACAGUAUUUCGCUGUGGAAGCUAAUGGAGCACCCCUCGAUUGUUCAGAAAGAGCACGAGGCGUGCAGCAGAGACAUCACGGAGUUGAAGUGGCUGCUCAAGCUGGAAAACCAGAAAGUUGACCAGGUCCAGAAGAAACUGUCGCAGGCUGAGAUGCUGAACCGGAAAUUACAGGAAGACGUUGACUUUGCCAGAAACCAAAUUCCCAUUGUGAGAGAGAACCUGGACCGCCAGAACGAUGCUUUACGUCAGAUUGGUACUGUCCAAGCUGAGGCUGAUGACAUUUACUCAAAAACAAAAAGCGAACUCCUCCAGGCUCAGAUGGAGUUAAGAGGGACGAAAGCCGAAGCUAAGAGGGAAAAGACAGCGUCAGACCACAAACUACGGGAAUUAGAAUGUCAGCUAUCAGAAAAACUGCAGGGUUUUAACCAUUUGAAGAUGGUAGAGAAAAGUCUGCGUGGUGAGAUCAAAGACACAGAGGAAGCUAUCAUUCUCACUGAAAAUAAGUGCACACACAUAAUUCAGCGGAUGCCUGAACUUGUUGAGUUGGACAAAAUUGAAGAAGAUAAGAUUUUGCAACUCAAUUUGGAAAUUGAGAAGGAAAUGCAAAACAAUCGAAAGCUAAAAGAAAAGCUAGCCUCAAUGCAAGACGAGAUGGAUAGAAAGAAACCCACGUGGGAAGCAGAAGUUUCCUUCACGGAGGCACAGCUUCAAUCCAAACAGGAAGCUUUUGCAGCUCUGUGUAAAGAAAACCAGGAGAAUGAACAGACGGUGGAGGACUACAAGAUGAACAUUUGUGAGAGCGAGAAAGCAGUGAAGCAGAUGCGUCAGGAGAGGAAGCAGAUGCUCCAGAGAAUCACUGACAAUGACGAGCAGUGGGAAAAGGCCAAGGAGGAAGUGACCCAGGUUGUAGCCCAGCAUAGUGUCAUUCAGGCUAAGCUGGAAGAGCAGGAGCAGCUCACCUUCAUGGAAGAACAGACUGCCAGGACAAAUAUUGACAGUUUAAGAAAAGACCUGACUACCCACAUGACUGCUCUGGAAGUGCUAAAGGCUCAGAGUGCAAAUGUCAACGGUGAACUGAAGAAACAGCAAGAAAGUUCAGAGCUAAUCAACCGACAACUGCAGAAAGAAUUUGAUGAAUCGUCUGGUGCGACACAAGCUCUGGACACGAAAAUUAAGAGAAUGAAGGAACUGACAGAAAAUUUAGAAAAGAUUCAGUGUGAAAAGAAGAUGACAUUAGUCAGCUUAAAGAAGGACAACGAGUUGAAGUGGGACCAGCUUAAAGCUGCUCGGGAUUUACACAGUGCCACCUUACAGAGAAUUGACGACAUUCUUGCCAGAAAUACUCUCCUUAUAAGUGAAAGUGAAGAAUACGAGAAGGCUUCUCUUGAAAUAGAAAAAAAUGUUGAAACGCUUCCAGAAGUCAUAGCGGAGCUUGAAAAAGAUUUCCACGUGUUGGAGUUCAAAAACAAAUCAGCUGCUCACAUAAUGAGCGCCUUGCAGUCUGAUAUUAAUAACUGCCAGCAACGAACGCAGCGAUUCAUAAGGACACGCACGGCUCACCUUAAAGCAAGGAAAGAGCUAAUGGAAGACACCAAGGAAGCCCUGAAUGCUGCACGUAUUGAAAACGAGCAACUAGCAAGCGAAUACGAAGUUCUUAAGAAGAUGGUCUUGGAAGUCAAAGAGGAGUCGGGAUCUGCACUGAGUGAGAAACACCAGGCACAUAACAAGUGUAGCUAUUACACAGAGCUCUCUUUGUUGCAGAAGAGGAUGCACAAGGUUUUGGUAAAAUACUUAGAACAACGCAGCCUCCGCAGCCUGGCUGAACUGGACCAGUGCCAGGCUCUCUCCCAACAAACCACCCAGAAAAUAAAAACUGCCCAGGGAAAGUUGUCGGAAGAACUUCGGCUCAUCUCGGCGUUCCUUCAGUCCCUGAGAGACGAUUCUGCCUCCAUCAAAAACGCUGGAAACAACAAGCAUAACCAGUCCAGAUGCUGCUGGAGUGAAUGAGUAGAUGCCUGCAGUGCAAGUAGCAGUGUAAUUGGACAUUCACCUGUACCAGACAACUUACUUACCCUAGCAUGCUUCACUAUCUCUACCCCCCCCCCCCCCCCCCCCAUCUUCACUUGCAGCAAAUCCAUAACAAUGAAACAGGUGACUUUCAUGCUGCUGUCAGGACUGAUCUAAUUUUAGCUGGGUGAAUGAUUGCAAUUGGCUUUGCCUCAUCAGAUAAUUAAUCUAUGUCACCAUUAAUUGGAAAAGAGAAUAAUUACAGGCAGUGUUGACAGAAAUUCUACGCUUCUCCAGAUUUCAAGAUCCAAUUACAACUAGUGAAACCCCGUGACCUUAAGUAGCACUUAGUGCACUUUGGCCACUUUGACCACGUCCAGGUGGAGAGCACCGUCCUGCCGAAAGUCUCCUGUUUUUGUUACGGUGCCCCGUUCUCCUCCAACGUCUUCACCCACUGAAAGCUGUCUCCCUCAAUCACUUUUCAAUAUUCAAUCUUAAUUUUGUGGAAGUUUAGCAUUUUCAAUGAGCUGGAGAUGAAUGAUUAAUGAAUAAAUUUAAAUGCUUCAUUUUGUCCAUGGAUCAUUAGUUAAGUCCUUUGUGGGAAGGACCUGAGAAAGGAGUGAAAAUUAUUGAGACAUUAGCCUGGAGCAAUCCAGGGGUAAAUAGUGUGCACAAAAGGAUGUUGUGUGCGCACUAUCCACUGGCUUUCUAAAGAACCCUGGGGAAACGCUGUUUUCAAUUUGGAAUCUUAACUGAAUCACAUUUAGUUCUUGUAGGAAAUUGAUUUUUGUUUCAUAGUGUUUAACCAGAGUCAUACCAUUGCUGCACAACAUAUUAUCUGCUUCAUAUAGACUUCAAAAGUUAAGUGUGAACCAUGGCUUUUAAAAGAAUGUGCAAAUAGCAAAAAUAUCUGUUAAAUCUAACACAAAUAACGUAUGAAUAGCUAAACACAUUUUGACUAAUUUAAUAUUAAUCCUGCAAGUUUUUGUUAGGGAUAUAAUGUUGAAGCCCCUUAACUUCUAGGAAAUACUGUACCAUCCUGUCUGUGUGGACAGAGAUCAUGUUUUUGUUGUUGUUGUUUUAUCAGAGACCUCUCCUGCCAGUCGGGACAGAAGGGGGCAGUGUGAACACAACAACACUGGAAAGAUAACCGACUGAAACAUGAUCUGUUCCAGGGGAUCUCAAACCUCAUGUCAUGAGGUCCACAUCUCAUUUCUGAUUAAAGUCAAAGGUUUGAAACAA